GUAAACUUUGUGUUAGAGCACGUUUUAACUAGCACAGAAACAUGAUUCAAAUGGAAAAUGUAAACAGAUAUAAAGUGUAAAAGCUUAAACAAUAACUUAUAAAUUUAAAAGUAAUGAAAAGGUGAUCCAGUUCGUUUUGAUUUCUUCAACAUUCAUAGUCAAACUAUAAACUCAUUUUAUUAACCAGUCAAUGUAAUCGACCACAAAGAGAACAAGCUGAAUCACCUUGAAACUAACAUGAAAUACUGUUCCUUAAAUAACUCACUUAGAAAUAAAGUAUGCUUAAUUAAUAUUUCAAACAACCACACAAACAAUCUGAGACGUAAACUAUUUCGGAUCAGUUCCAUUUCAUUACUCAUCACAUCGCUUACAGUUACAUAUUACAUAUCAUGUGCAGCUUAUUACGAAUUUAUGUUCAAGGAAUUCAGUUUAGUAAAUAAUCGCAUAUGUCAAUACUUAUUCUCAAAGAACUUGAGUUGGCUGGAGUACAUGGUGGUGAGAAGUAUUCAAUCACCAUCAAACGGGGACUACUCAAAUUUGACGAACUCUCAUGCAUGCAGUGAAUUCAAGUUAUUUCGUGGUGAAGUUGUUCAGUCGACAGUGGAAGAAAAACAAUUCCCUCUUGCAUUCAGUUUAGCUAUUCAUGAGAAUAUUAAACAGGCAGCUCGUCUCCUUCGUCUAAUUUACAGAUCACAUAAUUUGUACUGUAUUCAUGUGGAUUCUAAAUCACCACAAGUUUUUUAUAAUGAGGUAAUGGAGUUGGCUAGAUGUUUCGGUUCGAAUGUGAUGGUGGUGAAUCGAUCGGAAAGUGUGGAUGUUCGGUGGGGAUAUUAUUCCAUACUGGAAGUGUUCCUUCUUUGUGCAAAGAAGUUGAUAAACAACAGUGAGAUUAAUUGGAGGUAUAUUCUGAAUGUGAGUGGUCAAGAACUACCACUUCGCACCAAUUGGGAAUUGGUUGCCUUAUUGAAAGCGAUAAAUGGGUCAAAUAUAGUCGAAAAUAUGGGACCUGGGCAUAAUCCAGAACGUUGGCCAAAUAAGAAUCUCACGUUCCCGAUCAUUUGGAGUAAAGGAAGCUUUUACAUGGCGUUAAGGCGCGAUUUUGUUGAUUUCUAUCAGAAUGAUCCAAAAGCAAACGAAUUACUUGACGCAAUGAAAGCAGAAGAACAUUUACCGAAGCAUCCGGAUGAGCUAUUUUUCUCUACAUUGAAUUACAAUCCAUUACUUGGAGCUCCUGGUGCUUGCAAAGAAGAAUAUCUUACAAGUGACUUUGAUAUACGAGCGAUGUACAUAGGGCGUUUUGUAAGGUGGGCCUAUAGAUCCUGUAGACGUGGAAAAAUUAGAAAUGGUAUAUGUCUUAUCGGUAUUUCCAUGCUUCCGAGUAUUCCAAAGCGAAUGGAACUUUUCGCCAACAAAUUUAGUGAAAAUUUUGAACCGAUCGCUUAUGACUGUACAGAGAAUUACAUCAUGGAAAAGGUUCUAGCAGAAAUGAGAACUAAUCAACUCAGUUCAAAUUUCAAUGUGAGCUUUUACUCACAACUCUAUUGUUCACAGGACCAUAUACACUGAAGAUUUACUAAAUGAGUCUAUGAGUUACUGGCUCACAAUAUUUGAAAUAUUUUUGUUGGAACACUGUAUGACCAAUCAUUCAUAUUUGAUUUCCUCUAUGUAAAUUCGUUUUCAUUUCGUUCACAAUACUAUUGUCUGUAUUGUUCUGCUCAUGUGAUUUAUUGUAUAUAUGUAUAGUUAUAUAUGGAAAAUAUUUGUCUAUCGGAGUACAGAAAAGAUUGCAUUACAAACAUGGAUCCGAAGAUAAAUAACAAAUGAGGUUACGUACUAAUCCAUAUAUUUUCCGUAUAUAACUGCAUAUACGAAUGUACAGUUCAAGUAAAUGAUUUCGUCGAAAAGAAAAUUUUCUUUGCUGAAUUCUCUUUUUCUUAUUCAA
Messenger RNA from Schistosoma guineensis, 1942 nucleotides. The record is from the annotation of a GenBank genome assembly. NCBI's taxonomy places the organism in Eukaryota, Metazoa, Platyhelminthes, Trematoda, Strigeidida, Schistosomatidae.